UAUUCUUUCAUUAUAAAAAGAAUCGAACUCAAAAAAAUUUCUUACCCAUAAUUUCAAUCAAUCCCCAAAACCCUAAAAUUUCGAUUUUUCAGAAAAAUGAAGACAAAGGCAAAUCAGCAAAAUAUCUUCGUCCGUUUAAUAACAAGUCCAUAUCGGGCUUUCUGCCGGGCCCGGGACUUCUACGUCAACUCCAUGAUACAAUGCGCCACCGGAAACGCCGCCGGCCUCCGCGGCGGCGGCGGCGCCGCUCUGCACGCGGCGGACCUGCCCCGGAGCUUCAGCGUCAAUUCGGUCCGGUCGGAUGAUCGGAGCGAGGAUUUCCGGGAGCUGGUCCGGGCGGCGUCCGCCCGGAGCGGCAGAGUUACGGCGGCUCCGCCGCCGGCGCCGCCGAGGAGCGUCAGCGUCGGGAUGGGGAGGAUUGACGAAGAUCAGCCGCGAAUCGAUUUUGGUGAAGAAAUUGAUGCGAGGUUGAAGAAGGAGGUGAUGAAGUAUAACCGGAGCAAAAGUCAGGCCGGCGGCGCCGUCGCCGGAAAAUUCUUUUGACGGCGGAGAUGAGAGCUUUUUCGUCUUUUCAUUAUUGCAUAUAUCUGUUCUUAUCCGUGGAUUAUACUCCUCCUUAUUAUUAUAAUUAUUUUUUAAAAAAAUUAUUAUUAACAAAUAUAUAUAGUUGUUGUUAGAUAAAAUUGUAUUUUCAGUCCAUAAAUUAAAUACUCCCUCCGUCCCACAUACCAUGUCCACGUUGCCCCGUUUCUGUCAGUCUCACAUGUCAUGUCAUUUUUUU
This is a messenger RNA of Andrographis paniculata, 781 nucleotides long. RefSeq lists its product as uncharacterized. Bases 97 to 543 code for a protein of 148 amino acids. NCBI's taxonomy places the organism in Eukaryota, Viridiplantae, Streptophyta, Magnoliopsida, Lamiales, Acanthaceae. The record is from RefSeq and is a predicted model, not a curated record. The transcript has a single exon.